AUGACCAUAAUACUUUUUUUGGUCGAUACCUCCGCGUCCAUGUGCCAGAAAGCGUUAGUCAAUGGAGUUCAGAAGUCAUACUUGGAUAUAGCAAAGGAAGCAGUAGAAACGUUCUUGAAUAUUCGCCAACGAUGUCAGGAUUGCUUGUGUGAUCGUUAUAUGUUGCUAACGUUCGAAGAUCCGCCCAACAACGUAAAAGCAGGAUGGAAGGAGAACCACGCGACGUUUAUGCGCGAGCUGAGAAAUCUGCAAAGCAACGGUCUUACACCGAUGGGUAAGGCGUUGAAAAAUGCGCUCGAUUUGCUCAAUCUGAAUCGCGUUCAAUCCGGUAUCGAUACCUACGGCCAGGGCAGGUGCCCGUACUACCUGGAACCGUCGAUAAUCGUCGUGCUUACGGAUGGCGGAAAAUAUGCGUUCCGAAACGGUGUACAGCAGGAAAUCAUCCUACCGUUGAACGCGCAAACGCCCGGAACGAAACUUACCAAGGAACCUUUCCGAUGGGAUCAGAGACUGUUUUCGCUUGUCUUGCGGAUGCCGGGCAAUCGUGUGGACGAGCGACUGCAAGGCAAAGCGCCACACGAUGAAUCGAUGAUAGAAAAAAUGUGCGAAGUAACUGGCGGCAGGUCGUACAAAAUUAAAUCGGACUACGUGCUUAACGAAAGCCUUGAAAGCCUGGUCCAACAGAUUCGACCGGGUGUUAUGAUCCAUUUCGACCAAGUCAUUGCACAGAACGGGGUCCGUGCGAUCGACAUUCAGCCUACUAAACGUAUGAUUUACGUGCCAAAACAAAAUCCUUCGCAGAAAACGUUUCCAGUGGGAUAUUGGCCGAUACCGGAAGCAUAUUGGCCCAAUCCCACGCUAACCAGCCUGCCGCCUCGAGAUGCACACCCGAGGAUCAACGUAAUUUGGCCAAGCUGCGACGAGCCGCAGAUGUUGCGUAAUUUUCCGAUCGACAGAUACGAAGUUGAAACAUGCCCACUUACGGCACACAUUAUAUCGAAGAAGGAAACAAACAAAAUAUGGCCCCUGCUUAUAGCGACGGAGGUGCAGGUGCAGGGCGAAAUGCCUUUUGGUUACUUGAAGGCCAGCAGCACGCAUACCCACCUAGUGCAUCUCUACGUGAUGCCAUAUAACUAUCAAAUGUUAGUGCCCUUGAUCAACGAUCUGGUUCACAAGUUCAAUUUCAACCCACCGACCGAGUGGGUGUGUAAGUUUACCAGCUAUGUGAAAACGAUUCCACAGUACUACUGUCCUUUCUUAAGGCGAGCACUCGCCACUACGCUCAAUGUUCCGCACCAGUUGAUUCAAUACAUAUUACCCGAAAGCCUUGACAGUUUCCUGAGUCCGUCGGUUGCGAAUUAUUUGAAGCACAUGAAAAAUACUGCCAAACAGGAUCAGGAGCACCUGUGUCUGCGGGUUCUGAACCACCUAAAAGAACCCAAACAACCGUUCCGUCAGAUUGGAACAGUAACAAUAAACGCGAGCGUGCAGCGGAAGCGUGACACUGUUUCGCACCCGAUGCUUAAGGACACCUUCACCAAAAUGCAUAUGGAAACCGCUAAUUAUGACAACUUCUCGAUUAUGAUACCUAGUACCGUACGUACGGCCACUAUCAGUAACUGCCGUGAUCCUUAUGAGAUAACCCGAGGAGAGUUGCUUGAUGGGCUGGCACGAAUGAGACACUGUUUCUUCCGCUUGUCAACGGGAAAUAUUACCCUGUUCACGAAAGACUCUGGUCACUGCUUGCCGAUCUCUAACAUGGGUAACUACCAAGCCUAUCUCAAGAAUAAACCAACGUCGCUGCGGCAGCUAGAACCAACCAAUAUUUGCCAGCACUUGUUCGGAAAUCCUUAUAAGAAAAAUAAAAGCAUAGUAAUGGUGGACGAGGCGGAUCUUAACGAUGUGGGGUCUCUGAAAUCAGUGCCCACCGUUAGGCACCAUGGUGGCUCUCAGAGGAAAACCGACGAAAAGAACACUGCGUCCCGAAUGAAAGGCCAAAAACGAAAGGCUGGUCCGAUCCACAAAGACUAUGUGUUCAAGAGAUUGGUGCCGACUAAUAGAUUUUCUACGGGUGAUGUAAAGUCAGAACUGAUUGCGACUGAUUGCGUCUUCAUUAAGACAUCAACCGAGUAG
This is a messenger RNA of Anopheles cruzii, 2133 nucleotides long. Its product is annotated as integrator complex subunit 6-like. Gene Ontology annotation, cellular component: integrator complex. Gene Ontology annotation, biological process: snRNA 3'-end processing. The transcript is spliced from 2 exons. The record is from RefSeq and is a predicted model, not a curated record. NCBI's taxonomy places the organism in Eukaryota, Metazoa, Arthropoda, Insecta, Diptera, Culicidae. Bases 1 to 2133 code for a protein of 710 amino acids.